AUGACGGACCAAUAUCUGCAAGAGCAGCAUGCCCUUACCAUUGCCCGCACCGUCCAGAGAGAACGGCAGCUUGCCCAGGCCCGCCUAGAUUCUGACCAUGGCGACAGUUGGGUCAUGAUCACCCAGACGGGUGAAAUCAACCCUUUGCCUCACGAGCACAUCAGACACAGAUCCAACGCCAAGGUCAGCAUCGAGCUGUCGGUCCCCAAGUCACUACAGCAAGGGAGGACGCCGUUCACGCGCAGGAGUGACAACGGCACAGCAUACAUCACAACACAACGGGUCAUAUACAUUCCCGCAAAACCAACCAGCGAGUUCAAAUCGUUUCAUGCGCCCAUCUUGAACUGCGCCGACUCUUACGUGGGUUCGCCAUUCUUUGGCGCAUGGUUCUGGUCCGCCACCGUGGUACCGGUGGCAGGAGGCGGCGUGCCUGCCGACAUACCGAGAGUUGAGGUGAAGCUGAGCUUUAAGGAGGGCGGUCACAGCGAGUUCAGACAGCGAUUCGAAGAGUUGAAGGAACGGCUGGAGCACGUCAGGCGCCUGCAGCAAGAGACUGGGCAGACCGUCAACAUCCCAGACGAGCCGUUACCGGCAUACGAGGCGACUGAAGGUGGAGGCGCUUCGAGCGGCGUUGCCUCACAGCCACAGCAGCAGCAACAGCAGCAACAGGAGCCAUCGGUCGGCCGGUCGGCCAGCUCUGGGAGUCAAACCCGACGCCCGGAUGAGCCCCCACCAGAUUAUGAGGAAGCGCAAGCCCAGACACUCAGCAUGCGGCUCGAAGACCACGUUCGCGAGGAGUCUGAUAGAGCAUAG
This is a messenger RNA of Colletotrichum spaethianum, 813 nucleotides long. Its product is annotated as UPF0665 family protein. NCBI's taxonomy places the organism in Eukaryota, Fungi, Ascomycota, Sordariomycetes, Glomerellales, Glomerellaceae. The record is from RefSeq and is a predicted model, not a curated record. Gene Ontology annotation, cellular component: nucleus. Bases 1 to 813 code for a protein of 270 amino acids. The transcript is spliced from 2 exons. Gene Ontology annotation, molecular function: transcription coactivator activity; chromatin DNA binding. Gene Ontology annotation, biological process: positive regulation of DNA-templated transcription.